This is a messenger RNA of Lineus longissimus, 2077 nucleotides long. Its product is annotated as organic cation transporter protein-like. Lineage: Eukaryota; Metazoa; Nemertea; Pilidiophora; Heteronemertea; Lineidae. Gene Ontology annotation, biological process: transmembrane transport. Gene Ontology annotation, molecular function: transmembrane transporter activity. The transcript is spliced from 10 exons. The coding region runs from base 111 to 1844 and encodes 577 amino acids. The record is from RefSeq and is a predicted model, not a curated record. Gene Ontology annotation, cellular component: membrane.
ACCGCCCCCAUUUCAGUUUAAUUUCUCAAAACUAACGGGAGUGAUUUCGAAUACUUUGAUAGUGUUCACACUAAGCGAAGCUUACUCGUUCAUCCGUUUAAAAAGCCACGAUGUUAUUUGAUGAUAUUCUGAAAAGUCUUGGCGAAUUCGGGAAGUACCAGAGUUUUGUUUUUUUCCUGGCGUCCAUGCCCGGCGUUUUCAAUGGACUUCAAAAUCUGAAUAUUGUCUUCAUCCUGGCUAUUCCGAAUUUCAGAUGUGCCAUUCCUGGGUUCCUAAAUGACACCUAUGCCACCCAAGGCGACAAACAUGCGGAGCUCAUCAAUUUCACCAUCCCAGCCGAAGAUAAUUGUCACAUCUACGUCAACCGAACCGAGGACAAUUUCAACCAGACGGCAGCCUGUGACGGCUGGGUGUACGACAAAAGUGUCUUUGUCUCGACGGCUGUGACAGACUUCAACCUCGUCUGCCAGCGAUCCAUCCUUCGUUCCAUCACUGCCAUGAUGUUCUAUCCCGGCAUGCUUUUCGGUGGUUUGAUCGGAGGACAUCUGGCUGACAGAUUUGGGCGUAAACUGAUCAUUUUCACCAUGGGUAUCGGUCUGGUAGUGAUUGGGUUCAGUUUGGCUUUCUCACCGAACGUAUACGCCUUGAUGGCAUUCCGAUUCGUAUCCGCAUUUUUUGGGAUGGCUUUUUAUGCGGGAGCAUUCGUAUUAGGUAUGGAAAUAAUAGGCCCCAAUAAACGGAUGAUUGCUGGCAUUCUCAUGGGCGCCUUCUUCACGAUAGGUUACGUUCUCAUCACCCCGUUCGCCUACAUCUUCAGAAACUGGAGACACAUGCAGAUUGGCCUCUCAGUCCCGUCUCUGUUCCUCGUUUUCUAUUGGUGGUUGCUUCCCGAGUCCCCGAGGUGGCAAUUUAUCGUAGGAAGAGAAGACGAAGCGGAGCAGACGUUACGUAGAGCGGCCGAAGUCAACAAGGUUACCCUGCCUGAGAAGUUGUUUGACUCCCGAACAGUCGAAAAGAAACCGACAGAUUCCUUCAUUAGUAUGUUAAGAUACAAGGUGCUCUUUUGCAGGAUGGCUAUUAUUUGCUUCAAUUGGGGUGCUGUGUCUAUGGUGUAUUACGGCCUCGCACUAAACUCCGGGAGACUAGUUGGCGACAUCUUCGUCAACUUCCUCGUGUCCGGCCUUGUCGAGUUCCCGGCCAUGGCCUUCGCCAUUUUCACCCUGAACCCGUUUGGAAGGAAGAAGGUCCAUGCCUUCUGUAUGUGCUUGGCAGGAACGUCUUGUAUCGCUUCUAUAUUCGUGAUGCUAUUUGCAGAUCCAGAACUCUCGUGGAUCUUGGUUGUCCUCUCAUCAAUCGGCAAGUUUGGAGUCUCUGCCGCAUUUUCCAUUGUCUAUGUCUACACCGCCGAGCUGAACCCGACUGUUGUGAGGACGGCCGCUAUUGGACUUGGUUCGGUAGCGGCGAGGAUCUUUACGCUGGCGGCUCCGUAUAUCGUUGACUUGGGUGACCUCGUAGGCGGGGACUUUGCCAGCGUUCUACCUCUUGUCGUUUUUGGAAUCGUCUCUGUUACUGCCGGCCUAUUGGCCCUCCUACUGCCGGAGACAAGGAGGCGGAGGCUCCCGGAGACUAUCGAGGAUGCACUACACUUCACUAGUCGACCCACGAAUCGCACAGCAGAUGUUCCCGAAGUCAACCUAGGGUUCUCAGGCGCAGACGACCAGGCUGACGAUAAUAGUCACGUGACCAAUAGAAGGCCGAAAACGGAAUCUGUGAGGGCGGAAAUAAACCUCGCAUUACGGCCAGAGGAGGAUGAUGUAGCUUGUCAGAUGAAUACAAGUUUAUAGAUCUUUGCAGGGUAGUUUCGAGAGAGAUGAUUUUACCACUCUCUAUCGUAUGUUAAAUAUUUGAACACGAGAAGUCCUUUACCCAAAAUCAAAUGCAUAAAUAGCUACAACCCGUCCAUCCUUGCGUCAGGAAUUGGCGGAGCCGCGCAAUGACUUGGGACGAGGCUGGCACCGAGAUAGUACCGGGUGUGUCGACGAAAGCUUGUAAUAAAACGUAUCAUUUGAAUUGUAUU